AUGAUUUGGGUGCUUUUGUGCGCUCUGCUCCUGUCUCUUCCCCUCGCGAGCGGAGGACACGUGCCAAACUGCCAAGAGGUGCGAGCCGUGUUUCACACUUUCCACCCCGGCUCCAAGUGGGUCCCUGAGAACCCCGUGUCAGGCUCAGAUCUGCAGGUGUGCCAGAGCAAAGGCCCCUCCUGCUGCUCCAGAAAGAUGGAGGAGAGGUACCAGACGGCGGCGAGAAACAACAUGGAGUCAGGCCUUCAGUCUGUGGGCGCGCAGCUCAAACGCCUCAUCAUCCAGAACGCAGCCAUCUUUCAAGAGGCGUUUGACCUGGUCCUCCGUCACGGCCGCAAUUCCACGCUCUCCCUGCUGAGGGCGGAGUUCCCCUCUCUGGGCAGCGGGGUGCACAGCCUGGUGGGACAGCUCUAUAUGGACAUGUCCCUGUACAUCCUGGGCUCAGACUCCUCCGUCAACCACAUGGUCAACGUUCUGUACGGGCGUCUCUUCCCUUUGGCGUACCGGAGGCUCCUGGGAGGCCCCGCCCCCUCCUCUGUGUCCGAGGAUUGUCUGAGGGGGGCCUGGAAGGAUUCUGGGGCUUUUGGACCUUACCCCAAACUCUUAAUGACCCGGCUGUCGCGCUCGCUCCUCGCCACUCGUGUCUUCCUCCAAGCGCUAAAUCUUGGCAUCGAAGUGGUCAAUACGACGGACCACCUGCGCCCGGGGAGGGACUGCACCCGCUCCCUGCUCAGGCUCUGGUACUGCCCCCACUGCCAAGGACAACUGGAGCCCGUGGCCUGUAAGGGACUGUGCCAGGCGGUGAUGCAGGGCUGCCUAGGGGGCGCUGUGGAGGUGCAGCCCCACUGGAGGACGUACGUGGAGGGGCUGGGGAGGCUGGCGGGGGGCAUGAGGGGGGAGCAGGACAUGGAGGGGGUGGUACUACGUCUGCCGUCGAUCAUCAAACUGUCUCUGAAACACGCGGUCAACGCCAAGACCAGGAUCACAGCACUGAUGAGUGGGAUGUGCGGACACGCCCCCCAGAGGAGCUCUCGUUCAGUGGGACUCCCCCUCUGCCCCAACCCCCCUCUGCCCCAAUGCCCGCCCUCCUCUGCCCCCCCUCCCUCCUCACCCUCAGACCCAGACGAGACGCUGACCGGGCUGCGCAGAGAGUUCAUUCUGAGCCUGAGGGGCUUCAUCUCCUUCUACAGUGGUCUGGGAGAGGCCCUGUGCAGCCGAGAGCCGCCCUCUGCCAACAGCUCCCUCUGCUGGAACGGACACGAAAUGACAGAAAGGUUUUCUGUCCCAGGUCUGAAGAGGUCUCACUCUGGACCUGAGACUCGGAACAACAAACCUCUAGAACCCGUCAUCAGUCAGAUCAUCGACAAACUCAAACACAUCAACCAGCUGCUGCGUAUGGUGAGCCUGUCGGAGAAGCGCUGGAGAGCUCGGUCUCGCUCGGAAGCAGGUGAGGAAGAGGAGGGUCUCGGGAGCGGAGACUGUGACGAUGAAGACGAGUGCAGCGGGACGUCCGGUCUGGGCCCCCCUCCGCGACGCAAACGCCUAAGGGUGUUCGCAGAAAUCGCUGAUAACAUGGAUGACUUCACUUUCCAGGAGCAGCUUCUGACCCCACGUCUGGCCACAGGAAACAUCGACGGAGUCUUAUCUAAAGCCACAGUCUGGAAAAACUCACCCAUUUUUAUAUUUUUCUCCUUUGCUUUGCUUGGAUUUUGUCUACACUGA
This is a messenger RNA of Boleophthalmus pectinirostris (great blue-spotted mudskipper), 1722 nucleotides long. It is a transcript of the gene gpc3, whose product is annotated as glypican 3. The record is from RefSeq and is a predicted model, not a curated record. NCBI's taxonomy places the organism in Eukaryota, Metazoa, Chordata, Actinopteri, Gobiiformes, Gobiidae. Gene Ontology annotation, biological process: positive regulation of canonical Wnt signaling pathway; regulation of protein localization to membrane; cell migration. The transcript is spliced from 9 exons. Bases 1 to 1722 code for a protein of 573 amino acids. Gene Ontology annotation, cellular component: extracellular region; cell surface; plasma membrane.